Messenger RNA from Talaromyces marneffei, 603 nucleotides. RefSeq lists its product as uncharacterized. Bases 1 to 603 code for a protein of 200 amino acids. NCBI's taxonomy places the organism in Eukaryota, Fungi, Ascomycota, Eurotiomycetes, Eurotiales, Trichocomaceae. The transcript has 4 exons. The record is from RefSeq and is a predicted model, not a curated record.
AUGGACACCGAUACCAUCAUCUCAUCGCUAAAGUUCGGUGGUCUAAGCGGAUGUACCGGUCUCCUUUAUGGCGGUGCAUCAGGUAUCCUGCGCGCAUCAAAACAUCCAAUUGUGCAUACGCUUGCGCAUGGAAUCCAUUUCAGUAUUUGGGGGGCUUCAUUUUGGUUCAUAAGAAGCAACAUCCUACAUUUCCACUAUCAAAAUGAAGCCACUCAACAGCAACGGAAAUACGUCAGUGCCAUAUCCGGUGGUCUCUCGGGUGGUGCUAUCACCCGAAUGAUGGGAGCCAAAUUCACACCCGGCUUCAUCGUCUUCUCCCUGGUAAGCUACCUAGGUCAAACAGGCUUCAACAUAGCCGAGAACUGGCACCAAGAAAAUGCCGGCAAAGAGGCCUCAAAAUCAAAAUCGAUUUUGGAGCGGAUGGCGGAAUCGAAAUGGAUUCCAUUGAAGGCUCUUUCGGAUGACGAUUUUAGGGAUAUACUAAAGGAAAAAGUAUUGAGUAUCGAGGUUGAGAUUGCGUUACUAGAUGAUAAGAUUAGGAGUUUGGAGGAGGAGAGGGCUAGUUCUGUGCGGAAAGGGCGGGAUGGAGAGAGCAAGAGCUGA